UCUCAUCACCUUGGUCUGGUCCUCUGAAAGGGAGCCCAGCCGGGUCAGAUCUGCCACAACCUGGCUCUCUGGCCCUGUGGAGGGCCUCGCAGUGGUGGAGAGGUGCUUGGUUCCCCCCUACAUUAACAUUGUUUCUCCCCUUCAGCAGCCAGCCAGCUCUGUGUCAGGGUCAGGGGGUGCAGAAAGUCAGGACAGAAUGAGGGAUAGCUCGGCCCCCAGCUCAGCCUCUUCAUCAGUGACAGAUCUGUACUGCACCCCUCACAGCAGUAGGUCAGACCUCUUCCUCCCUGGCACAGCCGGAGACUUCAGCCUGAGCGCCAGUCUGUCGGCCUGUACGCUGCUCUAUGAGGGGGCAGUGGAACCCAUGCAGAUUGAUGUCGACCCUCAAGAGGAUCAGCAGAAUGCACCAGACAUCAACUAUGUGGUGGAAAAUCCCACCCUGGACCUGGAACAGUAUGCAUCCAGUUACAGUGGGCUGAUGCGCAUUGAGCGGCUGCAGUUUAUCGCAGAUCACUGCCCGCAACUUCGGGUGGAGGCCCUGAAGAUGGCAUUGUCCUUUGUGCAGAGGACCUUCAAUGUGGAUGUUUAUGAAGAGAUACACCGGAAGCUCUCUGAAGCCACCAGAGAGCUACAGAGUGCUCCUGAUGCUGUCCCUGAGGGAGGGGUGGAGCCCCCACCCCUGGACACAGCCUGGGUGGAAGCCACAAGAAAGAAGGCACUGCUAAAACUGGAGAAGCUGGAUACAGACCUGAAGAACUACAAAGGAAACUCCAUUAAGGAGAGCAUCAGACGGGGGCAUGAUGACCUGGGUGACCAUUACCUCGACUGUGGGGAUCUCAGCAAUGCCCUCAAGUGUUACUCCCGGGCUCGGGACUAUUGCACCAGCGCCAAACAUGUCAUCAAUAUGUGCCUCAACGUAAUCAAGGUCAGUGUCUACUUGCAGAAUUGGUCCCAUGUCUUGAGCUAUGUCAGCAAAGCUGAGUCUACUCCUGAGAUUGCUGAGCAGCGAGGGGAAAGGGACAGCCAGACCCAGGCCAUUCUUACCAAGCUCAAGUGUGCAGCAGGCCUGGCUGAGUUGGCUGCUCGAAAGUAUAAGCAGGCAGCCAAGUGCUUUCUGUUAGCUUCAUUUGAUCACUGUGACUUCCCUGAGCUACUGUCUCCCAGUAACGUGGCUGUCUAUGGUGGUCUCUGUGCCUUGGCCACCUUUGAUCGACAAGAGCUACAGCGCAAUGUCAUCUCUAGCAGCUCCUUCAAAUUGUUCUUGGAGCUGGAACCGCAGGUUCGGGACAUCAUCUUCAAAUUCUAUGAAUCCAAAUACGCCUCGUGCCUGAAGAUGCUGGAUGAGAUGAAGGACAACUUGCUACUGGACAUGUAUUUGGCUCCCCAUGUCAGGACCCUCUAUACCCAGAUCCGAAACCGUGCCCUCAUCCAGUAUUUCAGUCCCUAUGUCUCUGCUGACAUGCGUAAGAUGGCCAUUGCCUUCAAUACAACCGUGGCUGCAUUAGAAGAUGAACUAACACAGCUCAUCCUUGAGGGGCUCAUCAAUGCUCGAAUUGACUCUCAUAGCAAGAUUCUGUAUGCCCGAGAUGUGGACCAGCGCAGCACCACCUUUGAGAAGUCACUGCUCAUGGGCAAAGAAUUCCAGCGCCGUGCCAAAGCAAUGAUUCUUCGGGCGGCUGUACUACGAAACCAGAUCCACGUCAAGUCUCCUCCUCGAGAAGGGAGCCAGGGUGAACUAACACCAGCCAACAGCCAGUCACGGAUGAGCACAAACAUGUGAUAGGGGUGUGACCCCCCUCCCCACCUGGACCCCAGGACUGUGUUUGAGUGUCCAUCCCCAACCCCAUGCUCCCCAGGUCUCUCUGGUUCCAGAUGCCCAGCCUGCUUCCUUCUCCAUGAGCCUGGGAGGCUUCAUCUUUCAAUGCAGGGGAUGCAUCCUUCCCAUUGGGCCCUGGGACUACCAGACUGCCAUUUCAGCGCCCACCUUGCCAGUAGAGUUGUAUCCCACAGAUAUAGUGGCAGGGGUUGUCAGGGGUCAGCUGGGGUUUGCCCUCCCCACACAAUGUUUUUCUUUGUCUCCCCCUGCACAGCUGGGAACUAGAAGGCUUGGUACCACUAGUUCCCCCAGCUAGCCUGCUGUGGGACACUGGGCUGCUGAAUUUCCUGGCUACUUUCAGGGCUGACAGUUUCAGGUGCCUGCCUGGCUACACAGAUUCCUGGUGACCCCAACCAUGGCUAUCCCCCUAUGCUAGGGGCUAGGGGAAAAGGUCGGGCUGGGCUACCUCUCCUGCUGCUGUUCUGGAGUGGGAAGAAGGGGGAGAGGCCUGGCUUGUGCUGGUAUUUGUUCCCAGUGAGCACAAUGAUGUGUGGCAGUACCUUCUACGCUGCCCACCCCUCCCCCCUAUCCCCAAACACGUUCUUGUUCGUUCAAUUUUUUUCCUGAGUUAGAAAUGAGUUGUUGAAUCUUUAGACCGUUAAAAGGCAGAAUAAAAACCUUCUCCUCGGUUA
This is a messenger RNA of Vombatus ursinus (common wombat), 2508 nucleotides long. It is a transcript of the gene GPS1, whose product is annotated as G protein pathway suppressor 1. The record is from RefSeq and is a predicted model, not a curated record. The transcript has 14 exons. Bases 197 to 1780 code for a protein of 527 amino acids. NCBI's taxonomy places the organism in Eukaryota, Metazoa, Chordata, Mammalia, Diprotodontia, Vombatidae. Gene Ontology annotation, cellular component: COP9 signalosome.